UUGGACAUCGCUCACAUUCAACCAUGGUUUUGUGGGGCUGUAUCAUAGACUUCUUCACCUAUGAGUCCACCAAGUCUGUGGUGAUCAAGAACUGGUCAGUGGGAAUUAUCAACCGGAUUGUUCAAGUGGCCAUUAUCGCCUAUUUUGUUGGCUAUGUCUUCAUCCAUGAGAAAGCGUACCAGACGAAAGACACAGGCAUAGAGUCUUCAGUCAUGACCAAAGUCAAAGGGUUUGGACGACAUUACGAUCGAAUUAUGGAUGUUGCCGACUAUGUGUUUCCUCAAGAGGGCACAAAUGUGUUCUGUAUAAUGACCAGACUUUAUGUCACAGAGAAUCAGUUCCAAGGAAGAUGCCCAGAUUCAUGGCCGUUCACUUGUACAAUGGAUGAUGACUGUAAGAAGUACUAUGGAUCAGUCUUAUCCAGUGGUGCGAUCACGGGCAAAUGUCUCACAGAGGACAACGAAAGCCCGGGAGUCUGUGAGGUGGAAGGCUGGUGUCCGACUGAAAAUGAAGCUUUUAAAACGAAACCCAUGAUUGACAUCAGAAACUUCACCAUCUUCAUAAAGAACAGUAUUAAUUUUCCUCUUUUUGACGUCACCAGAGGUAACUUUCCAUCAACCAUGACGUCUGAUGAGAUUAAAAACUGUACUUAUCAUCCAGAGAAAAGCCCAUUUUGUCCCAUUUUCAGGGUGGGGGACAUUUUAAAUUAUACAGAACAAACUGUGGAGAAACUCAUAGAAAAGGGAGGAGAAAUUGGAAUAAACAUUGAGUGGAAGUGUAAUCUGGACAUUGAUCUUGACUACUGCGUCCCACUCUAUUCUUUCACAAGACUCGACAAACCCUUUGAGAAGAAUGCCAUAUCUAAAGGGUACAACUUCAGAUUUGCCAGAUAUUAUAAAUCUGACAAUGGCACAGAGUACCGGACCCUCUAUAAAGUGUUUGCGAUUCGUUUUGAUGUCAUGGUCACUGGAAAUGCAGGAAAGUUCGACAUGGUUCCAACGCUCAUAAAUGUGGUGGCUGCUUUGACAUCUGUUGGACUGGGUACAGUUCUCUGUGAUAUUAUUUUGCUCAACUUUCUGAAAGGAGCUGAACAAUACAAAGCCAAAAAAUUUGAAGAGGUUUCACCAGCUCAAAUUGAAGCAUCUUUGACGCCCAGUCCUGACAGCCGACUGUCACUCAAACCAGGAACCAAGAGCUCGUUAGACUCUGGAAUGCCUUCACUUUAAUUUUCAGACCAACGUGUGUGACUGCUUCACUCAUCAAA
Molecule: messenger RNA, 1264 nt
Organism: Periophthalmus magnuspinnatus
Lineage: Eukaryota; Metazoa; Chordata; Actinopteri; Gobiiformes; Gobiidae
Product: P2X purinoceptor 3-like
Exons: 12
Coding region: 24-1226 (400 amino acids)
Biological process (GO): response to ATP; monoatomic cation transmembrane transport
Cellular component (GO): plasma membrane; nuclear inner membrane
Molecular function (GO): purinergic nucleotide receptor activity; ATP binding; extracellularly ATP-gated monoatomic cation channel activity
Source: RefSeq, a predicted model, not a curated record